Sphaerulina musiva SO2202 is the source of this 3874-nucleotide messenger RNA. RefSeq names its product acetyl-CoA synthetase-like protein. Gene Ontology annotation, molecular function: medium-chain fatty acid-CoA ligase activity. Gene Ontology annotation, biological process: fatty acid metabolic process. The transcript has a single exon. Bases 144 to 3695 code for a protein of 1183 amino acids. Lineage: Eukaryota; Fungi; Ascomycota; Dothideomycetes; Mycosphaerellales; Mycosphaerellaceae. The record is from RefSeq and is a predicted model, not a curated record.
AAUGUGCGGAGCGCCGGAGACUGAAAAACGGGCAUGAGCAGCAGCAAGGUACAUAGUAGUCUGUCCUCCUGCUCAACCUGCACUUCUGGACCAAAAGCGACUGGUCAGUUGCUGUGUGGAACUCAGCACGCACUUGAGCAACAAUGGCCGAAACACCACGACGAUCGCUGGAGUACGGUCCACGCGUCGAGGACCAGAACGUCUCGCACUUGCAGCUCUUUCAGGAUACCGUCAGCGCCAGGCCACACGCAACUGCUCUCAUCGCAAAGCAUCAAAACCCAUCCACGUUCCGCUGGGUCGGCAGCCAGAAUUCGGACAAGAGCUAUGUUCAAUGGACUUUCGCAGAGUUGGAUCGUGGUGCGCGACGCUUGGCGACAGCAUUGAACAGUCUCACCCCUAUCGAGAGGCGACCUGUGGCAGUCCUCAUCAACAAUCAGGCAGAAUGGGCACUCUUCUACUGGGCAUGUGCUUACCUGCACUCCCCUUUUGUGCCCAUCAAUCCCAAGACAGCUACUCGGACUGAGGAGAUUAAUCACAUGCUGGAACUGGUCAGCCCGGUGGUCCUUGUCAGUGCAGACCUCAUCAUUGCCAACCAGCUCGAGCACAGUUUAUCAGAGAAAUUGAUGGCAUCUAUCAGCUCCCGCAUUACUUUAUCAAACUCCAUCGGCGCUACACAGCGGGAAUGGUGUCUGUUGUCAGAGGUUAUGUCUGGUGAGCUGACCCCACCACAUACUCCAGAUGUGGUGGGACCGAACGACACCAUUGUCAUUCUCUUCACGAGCGGCACGACUUCAUUGCCCAAGCCUUGUGCAUUGACGAGCUUUCAAUGCUUGAAUGCAGCCCUGGGCUAUAUGGAUGCUCAAAAGGUCGGCAGUGGUCAUAGAUUCGUCCAGCAUCUUCCCGGAUUUCAUUCGUACGGUAUCGGCUGGUCACUGGGCUUCUGGCUGCGUGGUGGCAUGGUUAUCUACCCCUCGGAUUCCUUCGAAGCACAAGCUACGUUGGAAUGUUUCGACCAGUUUCAAGCGACGCACAUGGGCUUGGUACCAACCACUGCACAAGCUAUUCUGGCGCAUCCAGCGUUCUCCCAGACUGAUCUCAGCACGCUUGUCAGCAUUGACAUAAGCGGUGCCGGUGUUCUUCCCAGCUUAAUUGAGGCUUGUGCAUCGACACUGAAAGUGCCUGCUAGCACGAGCUAUGGUAUGACAGAGUCACCUGGUACUAUGGCAUGGUCAGUCGACGAAGGCUCGGUUCUCCGGGAUGGCGAGGUCAUGUCUGGACGUCCUGUACGAGCGACGUGUGUGAAGAUCUGUGAGCCUGGCACUCGAGGCAUUGUCCCUCGUGGUGAAUAUGGCGAACUGCACAACGGAGGUCCCCAAGUCAUUCCUCGCUACAUGGACCCUCGAGUCUCGUCUGCCGACUUUUACGUGGACGAAGACGGCACCAGCUGGAUCAUUACCGGUGACCAAGCCAUCAUGGAUCAAGACGGUGCUGUUCGAAUCACUGGCAGGUACAAGGACAUGAUCAUUAGAGGAGGCGAGAACAUCUCGCCUGCUAGCAUCGAAGACUAUCUGAGCAAGAAGUCAGGCGUGUUUCAGGUCCAAGUCGUCGGUGCGCCUGAUGACAUGGCUGGUGAAGUGCCCAUCGCUGUCAUCGUUGAGCGUGAGGGCGAGCAGGCGAAUUUGGUUGAGCUGAAGAACGACACGCAAGUGGACCUAGGCGCAGCGUUUGCUCCAAAGCUCGUUUUGCGUCUAAGCGACAUCGGCCUGAGUGCUUGGCCUACCACUGCUUCUGGGAAGAUCAGAAAGGUCGAGCUCGCUAAGACAGUGCGAGAAUACCUGAGAGUGGAAGCAGAGAAGGGUGUUGACAAGUCCGGAUCCACUGUUGAUCAGCUCAUCAACAUCUGGAAGAUGAUCAGCGGCACAGACGGCUUGCUUCCUGAGACACUAGUUGACGCAUUUGCCGACUCACUGAUGAUGAUGCAAUUAUCCAGCGUAGUCAAGAAGGAGCUGGGUAGGGACAUUACCGUCGAGCAUUUCAAGAACUGCGAGUCGAUCCAGGAUCAGGCUGAUCUCAUCGCUGCCAGGCCACUUAAGAGUGCGGUGCCGAUGCAACCGAAGCGUGUUGGCCCUCCGUCUCUACAAGACAUGCCACACUGUCGAGAAAGCGAGGAUGUGUUCUGGGAGACGGUCUACGCAGCAGAGUGUGUCCUCGCUCCGUACGGCAUGAAAUGGGCUGACGUGGAAGAUGUCAUGCCUCUGCCAGAUUGGGACGCCAUCUUCCUCAAUCGUGCUCGGCCAUGUUCAUGGAACUUGCGCUUCAGCUACAAUGCACCGGUCGAUGUGGAGAGCCUGGAGCGUGCCAUCAAAAAGUCACUUGAGUUCCAUCCCACGAUGCGAUCGAUGGCUUUCCCUCUUGGCGAAGAUAUGUUGUUGGCUACUGUUGAGCCUACACAGGAGUGGCUCCAAGCAUCCAUGACUACGGGCUGGGAAGUCGAAACCAAGGAAGAUCUCAACCAUCUCUUGCUCGAUCAUCCUGUGCAUGAUAAUGCCAGUGCGCCUGGGCCACUUGUCAAAUUCCACAUUGCCAAAGUGCGCAGCGAUGGGACUUCUGGUCUGGUCCUGGUUGUUUCCCAUGCUGUCAACGACAUGAGCAUGACGAAGCUCUGGCUUGAAGAUAUCGUGACUUUGCUUACCAACCAAGGAACGGUGGUACCCCAUGCGCAAUUCAAGGACUACGCAACUGCCUUUUUCGACCACCGCGAUGGAUUGGAAGCUGACAAUGGAAUCAAGUACUGGUCCGAAAAGCAUCAGGGGAUAUCCCUCACACCCGAGUCUUCUCUCUGGCCGCCACAACGAGCAGCAGAAUGGUUCAAAGGCAGCGACCUCAACUGGACCAGAUGGAAUGGCACCAAAGCCCGGCGAGGAGAGCGCUCCGUCUCCCAAUCUGACAAAAUUCGCGCUCAGAAAGGCAUUCGUAGCAUGGUUCGAAUCAACGACAUCACACGACUCAAAGCAGAACACAAUGUGCCCGUCUUCAUGCUUGUCAAAGCCGCCAUUGCCAUGCUCAACAUUUCCAAAACGGGCGGCAAAGAUGCUAUCUUUGGCACCAUCAACGCAGCCCGUACCUGGCCAUUCAGCUCCGAUUACAGCGCCCUCGAAAGAGAGGCCUACACAGGCAACCCUCUCGAUGUCUCUGGCUGCACGACUGAAUACGUCCUCGAUCGCAUCCCCGUCGGACGCACCAAAUCCCUCCUGUCUUUCAUGCAACAAGUGACCAAAGACGAGGAGCAAAAUUCGGCGUACGCUCACACUCCAUUUUUCCGAAUCGUUGACCGCUUACGAGACCCCUUGUCUCCCGAUGACACGCGCACGUUCGCGGAAAGGGAAGCUGACGCGGAGAGCUUGCUGCCCUUGAUCCGGAGACAGAGUUUCAAUUGGUUACCCACGGCUCCCACCGCUCAGAAUCCCAAGGGCCUCCAAUUUCAGCAAAUGCUGACGAGGAUGGACAAUGGAUUGACCAUCACGGGCUUCUUGCUCGAUGAUAAAAAGAGUGUGGCAUUGAGUUUCAGUUGGGAUGCAGAACAUAUGAGUUUCGCAGAGGCGGAGAGGGCACUCGAACGACUUGUGGGCUUGGUCGAUAAGAUGGGCAAGGAGGAGAAUUGGACCAGGACCGUGGGUGAGAUUAUUGGUAUGUGAUGGGAGCGAUCUUGUCUUGUCCGCUUUCGUAUCUUCUGGAGGAUUCUCUUUUUUUUCCUUUUUUUAUUACUUGACUUCUUUUAUUCGUUCACGGAAGAGGGUAAUUCGAUGGGAUUGGAUGUAAUGCAACGUACUACGUAUAAUGAAUGGGGUCUUCUUGAAGGCGAAAGGAAAGGAAA